This is a messenger RNA of Ilex paraguariensis (yerba mate), 1584 nucleotides long. The record is from the annotation of a GenBank genome assembly. NCBI's taxonomy places the organism in Eukaryota, Viridiplantae, Streptophyta, Magnoliopsida, Aquifoliales, Aquifoliaceae.
AUGGCUUCUUCAAUGAUCAAUGGAGCUGAAAAUCUCAACCUCAUUAGUGGCAGAACUCCAAAGGGGUUAGCUUUUAGUGGGUCAGAAUUUCACAGAAAAUGCUUUCUGAGCAAGGGUUUAGUGUCUUAUACUAGGAAUUUCAAUGCCAAAACAAGAACCCUAAAUUGCAGUUUAUCUUCCUCAAGACCUGUUUCUCAGCCUAGGUUCAUACAACACAAAAAAGAGGCAUUUUGGUUCUAUAGGUUCCUAUCUAUAGUUUAUGAUCAUGUCAUAAACCCUGGCCAUUGGACUGAAGAUAUGAGGGAUGAGGCUCUAGAGCCUGCUGAUCUUUAUGAUAGGAAUAUGAUAGUGGUUGAUGUGGGCGGUGGCACUGGGUUCACCACUCUUGGUAUAAUCAAGCAUGUUGAUGCCAAGAAUGUGACAAUUUUGGACCAGUCACCUCAUCAGCUGGCCAAGGCUAAGCAAAAGGAGCCUUUGAAGGAAUGCAAGAUAAUUGAGGGUGAUGCUGAGGAUCUUCCUUUCCCCACUGAUUAUGCUGAUAGAUACAUUUCUGCUGGAAGCAUUGAGUACUGGCCAGAUCCACAGCGAGGCAUCAAGGAAGCAUACCGGGUACUUAAAAUAGGGGGAAAAGCCUGCUUAAUUGGCCCUGUGUACCCAACGUUUUGGCUGUCCCGCUUUUUUGCAGAUUUGUGGAUGCUCUUCCCAAAAGAAGAGGAGUACAUUGAGUGGUUUAAAAAGGCUGGUUUCAAAGAUGUUCAACUAAAGAGGAUUGGUCCAAAAUGGUACCGAGGCGUCCGUCGACAUGGCCUGAUCAUGGGUUGCUCUGUGACUGGUGUGAAGCCUCUGUCAGGGGACUCUCCCCUUCAGGACCAACUGGUAAAGGCUUUGCUCAUUGAACUUUCACUUUUGCACAGUGGUAGCUUUAGGCACCAAGAAAUUUUUCAGACUUCUUUCGCUAAAAUAGAUUUGCUCUUUCCAUCCCUGUCAGUGUUCUGUGAACAGACUACUAGGUGGUUCACGAACUACCUAGCAUUAGCAAUGGUAAAGGUUUCAAUUCCUGAAAGAAUUCUCUCUCGCGUCCUCUCUCUUGUAUUUGUUCUUGUGGUUUUCGGUGGGGAUGGUGAGGGGUGUUGGGUUGUUGUUGGUGGGGGUGGGUUUUCGGUAUGGGUGGUUAGUGGUGGGUGGUGGAUUGCAAGGGGUUUGGGGAGUGGGUUUGUGGUGGGGUUAGGUGGUGUUGGGAGUGGGGGUUCCAGGGGGUGUUGGGGUUGGUUUUUCGUGGGGUUUGGGGAUGGGGGUUUCGGUGGUGUUGGGUUGUUGGUGGGGGUGGGUUUUCGAUCGAGCAUUAACUUCUGUGCAUUUCUCUCCCACCUCUUAGCUUCUGAACGAAGCUCUUCAAUGGUGUCUUCUGCUGCUUCUAGUAGGUUUUUGGAAGAGCCAGCAUUUGUUAGAGAUGAUGUAGCAAUAACAUGUGAAGAACUUUGCCCAAACUCUGUUUCUUUAUUCUACAAAUCAUCACUUGAUUCNUGUGCUUGCCAACCCGAGCAUUGUUUGACUAAUCCAAGCAACGACUCUGGAGAGUCAUAA